AUGAAAACCUUCGUGGACGAAUGUAUGACCAGCCUGGGUGCAGCUGGGCCAUGGAUCAAGUUGUCGGGGCGACAGCUGUCUGGCUGCCCAAAGGAGCUCAUUUGGGUUGAAGUCGAUUUGGAUUCGCGGUUCGCAUCCAUUCGAACCCAGGAAACAAACCUUGGCAACUUUGUGGUAGAUGUCAUGAGGUAUGCCAUGAAGGCGGAUGUUGCCAUGUUGAACAGCGGCACCUUGAGGGCAGAUGCCAUCAUUGAAAAAGGUGACAUCAAAGUUCGCGACUUGGUGAAUCUGCUGCCCAUGUUGGAUGAACUGUGCUUGCUGCAACUCACCGGCACACAGGUGCUGGCCGCGUUGGAGAAUUCCGUGUCGCAGUACCCGCGCCUGGAAGGCCGUUUCGCUCAGGUCAGUGGUGUGACCUUCAGCUUCGAUGCAGCCAAGCCUGCGCUUGCGAGAAUUGAGGAGCGUAGCGUCAAGAUUGGUGAUGAGCCACUUCAGCCGGAAAAAAGCUACAAGCUCGUCACAAAGGAUUAUUUGCGAAAGGGCAAAGACGGCUACGACGUCUUUAUGGAUGGAAUUUGCCAGGGACCUGAACAUGGAGAAAAUUGGACAUGGCGCAGCCUUUACCGUUGA
Molecule: messenger RNA, 630 nt
Organism: Cladocopium goreaui
Lineage: Eukaryota; Dinophyceae; Suessiales; Symbiodiniaceae
Source: the annotation of a GenBank genome assembly